Messenger RNA from Morchella importuna, 1911 nucleotides. RefSeq lists its product as uncharacterized. NCBI's taxonomy places the organism in Eukaryota, Fungi, Ascomycota, Pezizomycetes, Pezizales, Morchellaceae. Gene Ontology annotation, cellular component: fungal-type vacuole; CORVET complex. Gene Ontology annotation, biological process: vesicle-mediated transport; intracellular protein transport. The coding region runs from base 1 to 1911 and encodes 636 amino acids. The transcript is spliced from 8 exons. The record is from RefSeq and is a predicted model, not a curated record.
AUGGUUCCCACCUCUGGCACUGUCGAUACAAGUCACAUCAAAGCUGCAGCUCAGAAGGAUCUUUUAGACCUUCUUUUGGGCGUGCGUGGGAAAAAGGUUCUGGUUCUCGACAAGUCGCUCAGCGGCCCUCUUGGUCUCUUUCUAAAGUUUUCGGCCCUUCAAGAACAUGGCGUCGACAAAAUAUUCUGGAUUGAUGACGGCGUGAUCGAAGCUACACAAAAGAACAUAGUGUUUCUAGUACGGUGCACAGUUAAGAAUGCAUAUGCGAUAGCAGCUCACGUCAAAAAAAAUGCCAAAAUCCCUGGUCAAGAAUUCGAGUAUAAUGUCCUAUUCGUUCCCCGACGGACACUUGUAUGCGAAAAGAUUCUUGAGGAUGAGGGUGUGCUAGGCGAUGUAACACUUGGCGAAUUCCCUCUUCAUUUCCUCGCAUUGGAGCCCGAUCUCCUUUCAUUGGAGCUUGAGGAUUCUUUUGAAGAGCUGUACCUUCGCAAGGAUUAUACGUCUAUAUUUUACUCAGCCCGUGCACUGAUGGGCAUUCAACGUCGGUACGGACUAUUCCCACGCAUAAUAGGGAAAGGUGACUGCGCAAAACGCCUGGCAGAUGCCUUAAUUCGUAUGCGAGGCGAAGAGGAUGCGUCCGAUACCAAUCUUUUUGCCCUAACCCCAAGCAGCAUACUUGGAGAAUUGAUAGUGGUGGACAGGGAAUCAGACAUGGUGACCCCGCUAUUAACACAGCUCACUUAUGAAGGGUUAAUUGACGAGACAAUCGGGAUCCACAAUUCAAAGAUAGAGUUGGAUGCCGCCCUUGUAGGCCCUCCGCAGCAGCAGCAAGGUGCUGCCACAUCUUCAUCAUCGUCAUCUGCUGCAGCUCCUGCAUCGUCUUCCAAACAGAAGAGACCAGUUCUUUUAAGCUCGGAGGAUAAACUGUUUGAGAAUUUACGGGACACUAAUUUUGCAAUUGUGGGGAAUUUGCUUAAUAAGGUAGCUAGAAGGCUCAACGACGACUAUGAGGGUCGUCAUCAAGCAAAAACAGUCUCAGAGAUUCGUGAUUUUGUGAGCAAACUUGGUGGCCUACAACAAGAGCACCAAUCACUAAGGCUGCAUACGGGUCUAGCCGAGGAAAUAAUGAAACAUACUCGCUCCGACAUCUUUAAUAAGAUUCUCGAAGUUCAGCAAAAUCUUGCAGCGGGCGUCGAUCCGUCCAGUCAACAUGACGCUAUAGAAGAAUUAAUUUCACGGAAUGCCCCAGUAGAAGCCAUUUUGCGCCUUCUGUGUAUCGAAUCCCUUAUUAGUCAAGGGCUGAAGCCAAAGGAUCUUGAAAAUUUCAAAAGAGAGAUUCUUCAUGCCUACGGAUAUAACCAUGUAUUGACUCUUGAUGCACUCGAGAAGCUCCAACUUCUCCAGUCUCGUACAACACUUGCCGCAUCAGGCGUUGUAAGAACGAACUACACAAACCUUCGAAAGACGUUGAAGUUGAUUGUGGACGAAGUGAACGAGCAUAACCCCGACGACAUAUCAUACGUCUACUCUGGUUAUGCACCAUUGAGCAUCCGAUUAAUCCAAUGUAUCAUCCAAAAGCCGCUCAUGACCGCCACUGCAAAAGGGGCAAAUGCGGGUGUAAAUACUGGCGCGGCAGGUUGGAAAGGGUUCGAAGAUGUUCUCAAGAGCAUAAAGGGAAAAACAUUUGACGAGUUUCAGAGAGGAGAAGAUAAAGCUGUUAGGGCGAGGAAUAUAUUAAACGGACAGGCCGAGAAGAAGGUUACCGUCGUCUUCUUCGUUGGAGGCUGCACUUUUACGGAGAUUGCAGCGUUGAGAUUUAUUGCCAAGCGUGAAGAAGCUCGACGACAAAUCCUCAUCGGCACAACUGCUAUUAUUAAUGGUAAUAAGAUGAUGCGGGCGGCAAUCGCAUAA